CCUCCAUGUCUGCCGGGCCCCGCGGCCGCAGCAGCUGUUGAACCGGGGCCGCCGCUGAGAUCGCCCGGCCCCUGCCAGGUAAAAGGCGUGGCUCGGGGCGGAGGUGCUUUGUUCCAACAUCACCUGUGUGAGUGUGUGAGUGAGGGGAGUCGGUGUCAAACUGUUGUAGCGGUUUAUUAAUCUCUCCGUUCACCACACUAUGGACCGGAAUGACACACCGCACUUUUUUGAGCUUUGACCCGUCGGACCAGCGAGUGGAAACUGGCCUAAAGAGAGUUUUUUCCCCGGUACUCCAACUCUUCUAACCGGCGGUUAAUGGCGCUGUCUCAGAUCCAGUGUCUGGACGAUCACCACGUCAACUGGCGUGUGAGCGAGAGCAAACCGGAGUUCUUCUACAGCGAGGACCAACGGCUGGCGGUUGAGGCUCUCAUCACCAAGGGCCGCGAUGCGUUCAAGGACUACAUCCUCAAAACCGGCGUCCGGGAGUUCCUCUCGGAGCCGGAGCUGGAGCGGAUUGAGCACCAAGCGGAGGCCUACCGCCCCGGGCAUGAGCAUCACCUGAAGCCGGAGACCCCAGGGCCGGGGAACCUCACCCCGGGGUCCGGGGAGGAAGGCGGGGACGGGAAUGUGUCGCUCCAGUACUGGCCAGACCGGUCCGAGGCCUCGGUGGCGGAGCUGGAUCUCGGCUGGCCCGAUGCCAUCUCGUACCGGGGGAUCACGCGUGUGACCGUGUACACGCAGCCUCCGGUCGAGGGGCACACGCACAUCAAGGAGGUGGUGCGCAAGAGCAUUGCAUCAGCCCAGAAGGUGAUAGCCGUGGUGAUGGAUGUGUUUACAGAUGUGGAUAUUUUUCGAGACCUGCUGGAUGCAGCCUACAAACGCAAAGUUCCUGUGUACAUAAUAAUUGACACGGCGGCAGUCCCCUGCUUCCUUUCCAUGUGCGGCAGAGCUGAUAUGCACCGCGGACACCUAAAGAAUCUACGUGUACGCUGCUGUGGAGGUGUAGAGUUCUUCACACGGUCAGCACAGAAAGUGCGUGGAUCGCUCAAUCAGAGGUUCCUCCUGGUAGAUGGAGACAGAGCCAUCUCUGGUUCAUACAGCUUCACCUGGUCCGCAUCUCGUCUGGACCGCAACCUCAUCUCUGUGAUCACAGGACAGGCUGUGGAGACCUUCGACCUGCAGUUUCGUGACCUCUACCUCCUGUCCAGAGGCGUGUCUCUCAACAAGGUCCCCGUGGCAGAUGAACCAAUCCCUGACCCGAUCCCUCAGGCGGUUGCUGCUCCGGUGUCCGCUGCUGUUGCGAGGAAGCUCAUCAAUCCCAAAUAUGCCCUUGUUGCCACAGGAACCCACACAAGUCCCACUUCUUCUGACCAAAAUUCCAGCAAUAAGAACUCCCAGAUUCCCACAGGGCUAAAAAUACUGAAAGGACGUCCUAAAUAUGUUACAGAAGUGCCACCCUUGCAUCCGGGAUUGGCGGAUCUGGAGAAAGCGUACCUGAUCCCGUACCUGCCCACCUGGCCAGAGCCGGACCCACCGAGUGACGUGAUUGGCUUUAUCAACAUCAGGGACGAAAAGCGAGCCAAUCAGGUUCACUUACAGAGGUCGGAGAGGUUUGAGACCAGCCAGGCUAUACGGUUCAGCUCACCACUGUUUCUACCAGCAAAGACUGAGGAAUCUGGUUCAGGUCAGGAUGCAAAACAGACAGGAACAGUAGAAAACCCUCCUGGGGAUAGAAGUAAAGAUAGCUCUACUCCUGUGAGUCCAACCAACAAACAGCAAACACACACAGCUCAGAAUAAAGACCAAACCGAUGCGACCGAGUCCAGAGUGCCCCCUCAGCAGCCAAACACACCUUUAACACAAGACGCUCACACACCAGCUUCACCAUCCAGUGUUACUGCUGAUUCACAGCCAACAGACAAUGCUAAACAAACUCCAGAGACUCCACAAACCGCUACGCCUCCUGUUCCUAAACGCCGCACACUGCAGUUAGUCAUAGAUCCCGCCCCCUCGGAGCAGACAGGCCAACCUCAGGUCACUCUGAUGAAAAUGGACCAAUUGGAAAGUCUAGAUGGCUUUACCGAAAAGAGAACCCAGGAGGAGCUGACACCAGGCCGUGGCCGCUUAACAUCAAAGGACGACGGCAGGGACUCUGGCAGCAACGAGGAGGGCAGCCAAGACAGCACGAAGGUCAUGUGUGACCGAGCAGCCAACGAUAAUCCGUCGAGCACUUCCACCGCAUCAGAAGAGGAGUUUUACGAUUGUUCCCAACCGGAGGCAAGAGACCCGCUGACCAAUGGAGUGACAGCAGGGUCGGGUCGUGGGCAUCGCCAGGGAGACGGGUUCAACAUGAUGGCUCGUCUGUCCCAGAGCAUGCUGGAUCUGCGGGAGCCCAGCCAAUCAGAGGACAGCGCCGACCUCAUCCGCCAGUCACAGCAGCUCCGCAAACAAGCACACGCUUCACCGCAUAGGCACAUAGGACUGUUGUUCCAGGCUUCAAGAUCUCCAGGUCGUGAUGCGCGACUGAGAGGAGCCAAAGUAGUCAUUGCCAAACCAGGAAGUUUCCACCGCCCCACCCGAGCAGCUGGCCCUGUGAUUGGAGGACACCGUUACUGGCAGGGUCAAACGCUGCAGCCCGAUUCGGCUCGCGUAGAGGGGCGCUCUGGCCGGUCGCCGCGACGCCACAGCCCGGGUUACAGGAAGACGGACCACAUCUCGGCACAGCCACCAGACAACCCAUCAGGGUUACUCGGAGUAUCUUUCUCAAAACUGAGCAAUUUAAGACACCUAAGGGCACAAGGUGGAGGUUCGCAGAAGAAAGCGUCUCAAAAUAACAAGCCUACUAGGUAGAACUGUAGUACAUGUACAUAAGGAUGACUUCCUGUUAAGAAAUUGGUGACUCUUCAGCGAGGAAUCUUCUCUAGCUCUGGCGUGCAUGUAAUUUCCUGCUUUCGAACCCUAAGGCUCAUGAUACAUAAACUAUUAGUUGGCAAUUUGAUCUGAAGAUAUGUUUGAAGAGGUUUUGUCUGUAAAUCAGUCGAAUCGCCUUUCACUCUAAUGCUUCCUGGUUUAAGUCUUCUAAUUGAAUGGUUUCUGUAGGGUCUGGUCGAUAAUGCAUUUUAGAAGCAGACAUUUUCACCUGUUCGGUAAUAAACUGAUAAAGAUAUAUGAACUGAGGCAGGGUGUUUUGUAGGUGAUAACAUACAAAAUUUGGUCAGCUGUGACAGUCUUCUCUGUAUUGUAAACAACCCUUUGAACAAAUAUUUCUAAAUUACCUCAAGUGCUUUUUCUUUCUCAAAAUGUUGUACUGUAAUGUUUUUCCAAAACUAAUCUGCACAGACUCUGUAUCAGUCCAUUAUGUCUCCCGACUGAUAUGGAGUCAGGUUAAGUGUUAAUACCACUGUGAUUGGUUACUGACGGUGCAAGUGUAUGGAUACUGUGUUGAUUGCUUUUACGUAUUUGAAUGCUGUACGGGAUUACCUGUGCUGAUGUAGAGAACUGGUAAAUAUACAAAUGUGGGACCAAAAGGGAAUGUUUUUAUGUAAAUAAAAAGACAGAUUGUU
Molecule: messenger RNA, 3563 nt
Organism: Morone saxatilis (striped sea-bass)
Lineage: Eukaryota; Metazoa; Chordata; Actinopteri; Moronidae
Gene: sack1gb
Product: protein FAM83G
Exons: 5
Coding region: 316-2850 (844 amino acids)
Source: RefSeq, a predicted model, not a curated record